AUGAUGGAUCCCUUCAGCGCCAUCGGUCUCGCCGGCAACAUUGUCGGGUUCCUCGACUUUGGCUUCAAGCUGCUCUCCAAGGCCAGAGAAAUCCAAGCUUCGGCUAGUGGCACAGCCGCUGCGAAUGAAAACCUGGUUUCUCUCACACAACACUUUCAGCGGGUGACUGCGAGCCUGCGAGCCCAGAAAGUCUCCGGUGCGGCGACCGGAGACGAGCUUGCAAUCCAGGAACUGGCGGCCGAAUGCGACAGUGUAGCCAUCGAGCUCAUGGAGCUGGUCGAUAGUCUGAGAGCUCGAACUUCAAAGUCGAAACGAGAGAGCCUGCGCGCCGCUUUUCGGGAGUGGCGCAAAGGGGAUCAGAAAGACGAGUUACAGCUCAGACUGGACCGUUGCCGGUCGCAACUGAACUUGCAACUAACCAGCUUGAUGAGAUCGGAGGCCCUGGCUAGACUCGAUAAGCUCAUCACUUUUGGUCAAGCAAGUGAGAGCGAGUUACAGUCUUUGAACAGGAAUGUGGAACAGCUACGGCUCGUGAAUAACGCGUCUUAUAUCAGCCCUGAUACAUUGGAGCAGAUUCAUUCUCUGCUUUCUCUGACCGAUACGGCUAUACUACGAGUCCGACAGGCCCGCGUUCUGGAGUGCCUGCGCUUCCAGCUGAUGAACGAAAGGUUCGAGGACGUGGAAGAAGCACACGAGAGGACGUUUGAUUGGAUAUUCGACAGUGAUGCUGUUGGAGUACAUCGUAGAUCGUCCAGAAGCAGCCAAGCUUCAUCCGCAACGACCGACUCGUCUGACCGCGAAGACCAUGAUCUAGUCGAUAAAGAUAUUGGCGCCCCACAGGACCCAGGGGGCCGGCACAACAACAUCCCUCUAAGCAGUGACGAGGGUGAACGCGGUAGAGCACGGUCUCAAAGCCCGUCUCAAAUCAUUCAUGGUUCUACCCGCUCUCCCGGGUCACACUCGGCCACACUAAGCGUAGAGCAUGAACGCGACAGCACGGAAAAGGAGGUUCUGGUGGACAACGCCAGAAAAUCUGGUAACUAUGAAAGUGACGCGGAUUCAUCGAUCAUGAGCUAUGCAGAGAUCGAACGUCUGCCCUCCGCCGAUCAGAUGUCAAUAUUGUCGGAAGGUCAGAUAUCAGUCAUGCACAACGCUCCGCAUCCUCGAGGGCCAGUCUCGCCUUCUCGUGUGCAGGACGUCCCCGAGCACUUGUGGCAAGUCAUGGAAAAGGCUCGUGAUGACUUUAUUGUCUGGCUGGAGCGUGACCAUGGAAUUUUUCACAUCUCUGGGAAGCCGGGAUCUGGCAAAUCUACGCUCAUGAAGUACCUUUGCCAGCACAGGAGGACCAAGGAUCAUCUGAAGGCUUGGGCGGGCGAAAAGACUCUCUCCAUUGGGGAGUUCUUUUUCUGGCGACCCGGCUCGGCACUCCAAAAGAGCCUCAAGGGUAUCAUUCGUGGCUUGUUGCACUGCGUGCUAUCAGAGGCACCGGAACUGAUCCCAGUUGUGUUCCCUGCGCAAUGGGAAGAAUCUAUGUUCAACGACAAAAUCCACAUUGAGCAUCACGAAUGUCAACAAGGAUUCACCCUUCUAACGUCAAUGAAUGCUAACUUGAGAAACUACAAGUUCGCAUUCUUUGUUGACGGCCUCGACGAGUUCGACGGUAACCACUCAGACCUGGUCCGGCAACUUUUUGACUGGGUCACAAACAGCCGGAAUGUCAAGCUCUGCGUUUCCAGCCGCGAAUGGGCUGUCUUCCACGACGGUUUCAAAGAUUGCCCGCACUUUAGUCUCCAUGACCUGACGCGUUCCGACAUGCAAAGGGUAGUCAGGGACCGCUUCCAGCAACUGAAUAUUGAUACCCUUAACAGCGAGACUACCCAGGCGGGGGAGCCACAGACGCAAUUGCAGGAAGACGACCUCGUUGAAAAAUCAGAGGGUGUCUUUCUAUGGCUUUCGCUUGUGCUUCGUCACCUUGAAGAGGGCCUCAUCAAUGGAGAUGAUAUGCAAGACUUGAUGAAGAUAACCGAUUCUCUUCCCACAGAAUUGGAACCGAUGUUGCGGAAUCUCUUGGACUCGAUCCCUCGCUCGAACCUGAAGCUGGCGUUCGCAAUGCUCUCUUUUGCUUCAUUUGCUGGAAAGAUCGAGAAUGACUGCCGUUUGAUGCAGUUCUCGUUCGUGGAGGAUUACAUGGCCAACAAAGACUUUGCUAUGCUGAUGCAGCCCACUCGUGCCAACCUGAAGUCUGCCUCAGAAAAUGCGAUUCGCUUGAGAAAAGCAAGGCGGAGAGUGUACGGUGUAUGCAAGGGAUUUCUUGACUUGCGUCAACACUACUGUGGGAGCCGACCGCGGGUUGUGCAAAUCUCCGACAUGCUCGGAGAGUACGUCCGACUCAACCAUCGCUCCAUUGUCGAGUUCUUGGACAGCGAUUACUUUUCACACAGACGAGAUCCCAUCCUGCCAGACUUCAACCCUUGGGACGCGUACUUGCAAACUUAUCUCGGUCAAAUAGGCAACGUCGAUCUUCCUGAAUUCUAUUUUGCCCCGGACCGAAGAAGCGAGAAUCGCGGACCAGUAUCGCUCGACACGCAGCUCAGGAACAUAAAGGGCAAGUGUAUACCUCUGUAUCUCAUCUAUGGGGAUCCUGUACUGCAGUACAGUCCAUCACCAUCGUUUCGAGAGGAUCUGACUGAUUUCAUGCUUCUUCAACUCAACCUGGACACCACUGUGGACUCGUUGCGCUUUUGUCACUUCUUGUCCCAAGUUCGGACAACAAUUCGUGAUUUACAAAUGGACACGGCUGCUACGCGUAUCCUUACCAUUUCUGACGACGAUAUCCGAUGCAAUGCCUCAGAACUGGUGGCUCUCCUUGCCGCCGCGAUGGGUCUGCAUGAGUACAUGCUUUAUGAGCAGGAUCUCACAUCAGCCAUGAUCGAGCGUUGUACAAGACUGUGUCUGUCAAACUUCCAUUCUUGGGGGCCAGAAAAGACUCCCGAAGUCGAAGCAGGCAUGGGCUGCUUGUUCAAAACGCUCGAGGCGCUUUUCGAUCGUGGUGGUUCUCCAGAUCUCGAGAGGUUCGCAGCGUAUCCUCUAUUCCACACUUUCCUCCAGACAUUAUGUAUCCAGAGCAUUGCGGUCGACCCGGGGCCACCAUGCCUGGCAAUAAUCGCGUUUAUGCUCUACCAUGGGGCUAACCCAGGAUUCUCCAUAACACUCAGCAGGAAGCCACUCAAAGGAUCAAAUUCAGAAGUUCCCUUGAAUCAAACCUCAGCGGGAUCAAGGCUCCUCUCCUACAAGGCAUCCUUUCGUUCAUAUAAGUGCACGCCAACGAAAGAGCUAGAAGGAAGCGGCAAUGGCACGGCGUUGAAUCUGGGAUGGCUUCUCGCACCAUGGCAGCCCUGGAUGACGUUAAGUUGCCCGAUAUGUGAAUGGCCGAGGCCCGUGCAUGAAAUACAGCGCCAAAGAUCGACAUCGAGCCCGGUACCCAGUCCUCAAGCCCAGAACAGUCGACAUAGACUCAUUGUUCAGGUACCAGAGGAAAAGCGAGAGGCCCUUGACAAGGCCGACCACCGCGUGGAUUUGCGGACGUUGGUAUCUACGUGGUUUCCCAAUCAGGCGGAGAAUCUGCAAAAGGUCAUUGAUUGGAUCUUGGAGCUCGGUGUUCCUCUCAAUAAGGAGCAACGUUUGCAACUCAAGCAGGAAUUUGGAGACCUUCUGCGACCAUACUUCGAUCAGGCCCAUCCAGAUUUCCACGGCUGGCUCCCUGGAAACUCUCCAAAGACACCUGACGAAGGACUUUUGUUUGGUUUUCAGUUUCAAAUACAUCACGUCGAUGCUGAGCCGCUAGAUAGGCAUCAGAUGCAAUAG
This is a messenger RNA of Diaporthe citri, 3864 nucleotides long. RefSeq lists its product as uncharacterized. The record is from RefSeq and is a predicted model, not a curated record. The transcript has 2 exons. NCBI's taxonomy places the organism in Eukaryota, Fungi, Ascomycota, Sordariomycetes, Diaporthales, Diaporthaceae. The coding region runs from base 1 to 3864 and encodes 1287 amino acids.